AAAAAAAAAAAAAAAAAAAAAAAAAAAAAAAAAAAAAAAAAAAAAAAAAAAAAAAAAAAAAUUGGCCCUGGUGUACCCAUGGCGUACCCACGCCGUACCCAUAGCGUACCCGUGGCGUACCCAUACCGUACCCGAAUAAGCCAAACGUACCGGACCCUCUUUUGCCGUACCCGGUACGCGUACCGCCGUACCGGUACGCGUACCCGCACCCAGUAAGUACCCGGUACUUGUACGGCACUAUUUUUGGAGUACCCGUGCUUCAUAGGUUUUCUCACAGAUUUGAUAAAUUGCACUUCCAUGGUUGAGUUGUUAGUGGCACGAAAUAAAUUGAGCGGCACCCUACCCAGUUCUAUUGGAAAUCUUUCAAACUCUUUGCAAGAACUUGAUAUAUCUGAAAACCAACUAAUUGGUACAAUUCCUAAAGAGAUUGGUUCUUUGAGAAAUUUGACUUCACUUGCAUUGGCUUACAAUAAUCUAAAUGGAAACAUCCCCUCAAAUCUUGGAGAAAUUAAAAGCUUGCAAAGGUUGUAUCUUGGCGGUAACAACUUUCAUGGAUCAAUUCCAAAUGAGAUUUGCCUUUUGAGCAACUUGGGGGAACUUUAUGCAGACAAAAAUAAGUUAUCUGGAUCGAUCCCAAGUUGCAUGGAAAAUCUUAGAGGUUUGCAGGUGAUGAAGCUUUCUCGUAAUAAAUUGACCUUUACACCGUCGAGUUUAUGGAACCUUGAAACUUUAAGGUACUUGAAUCUUUCGUUCAAUUCAUUAGGUGGAAGCCUAGAUCCAAACAUAAGACCAUCGAGAGUGAUGGAAAUCAUGGAUUUAUCUUGGAAUCAAAUCUCAGGAAGCAUUCCGAGAGUUAUUGGGUCAUUUCAAAGCCUAACUUCUUUGAACCUGUCUAGGAAUUCAUUCUCGGGACCCAUUCCCAACACAAUGGGCAAUUUGAUAACAUUGGAUUUCUUGGAUCUUUCACACAACAAUCUAUCUGGACAGAUACCUAAGUCUCUUGAGGCACUUUCACAUGUCCAAUACAUGAAUUUCUCUUGCAAUAAGUUGGCUGGGGAGAUUCCAAAUGAAGGGCCGUUCAUGAACCUCACAUCACAGUCUUUCAUGGAGAAUGAAGCACUUUGUGGGAAUCCUAUUUUGAAAGUGCCACCAUGUGCAAGCAAUAAUUCCAAGAAGUCGAUGAUUAAAAUUAAUCUUCGAUACAUUCUUCCUGUCAUUGCAUUGAAGCUAAUCUUUUCUAUUGGUGUGUAUAUUGUGACAAGAAAUCAUGGAAACAAUGUCCAAAGUCAAAAUCUGAUAGAUUUAUAUGCAGCAACGGAGCACAGAAUGAUUUCAUAUCUAGAGCUUCUACGAGCCACAGAUGACUUCUGCGAAGCCAACUUGCUUGGAGUAGGAAGCUAUGGCUCGGUAUACAAAGGUGUACUUUUGGAUGGGACAAAUGUCGCUAUUAAGGUUUUAAAUUUGCAACUUGAAGGAGCUUUCAGAAGUUUUGAUGUAGAAUGUAAAGUGUUGCGAACAACUUGACAUAGAAAUCUUGUUGGAGUUAUAACGACAUGCUCUAAUCCUGAGUUAAGAGCAUUGGUUUUGCAAUAUAUGUCUAAUGGCAACCUUGAAAUGUGGUUAUAUUCUCAUAACUCUUGCCUUAAUCUCCUUCAAAGGAUUGACAUCAUGAUUGAUGUAGCAUUAGCUUUGGAAUAUCUCCAUUAUGGUCAAUUGGAGCUUGUGGUUCAUUGUGAUUUGAAGCCGAGCAAUGUCCUUCUAGAUGAAGACAUGGUUGCACAUGUUGCUGACUUCGGCAUUGCCAAAAUUUUAGCUGAAAACAAGACUGCAACACAAACCAAGACUUUAGGUACGAUCGGCUAUAUUGCUCCAGAGUAUGGCUCCGAAGGACGAGUCUCAACAAAUGGUGAUAUAUAUAGCUAUGGUAUGAUGCUUUUGGAAGCGUUCACAAGAAAGAAACCCACAGAUGAAAUGUUCUCUGCAGAGAUCAAUUUAAGGCAAUGGGUGAGCGCAUCACUUCCCAACAAAAUUAGGGAAAUAGUGGAUGGUGGUUUAUUGAGGAUGCAAAAUGGCAGUGACAUGGUUACCUCACAAAGCAUUCUUCUUGCUAUUUUACAAUUGGGUUUAGAGUGCACCAGUGAUAUACCUAUGGAGAGGAGUGACAUUAAAAUGGUUCUUGUCAAGUUGAACAGGAUCAGAAAGCAACUCCUUCAUAUCCAAAGUAUUUGACAUGCUAAUGCAGAGUGUUUGGCCAUAGAGUUUUCUAAAACUCAUGGACAAACAUA
Camellia sinensis is the source of this 2285-nucleotide messenger RNA. NCBI's taxonomy places the organism in Eukaryota, Viridiplantae, Streptophyta, Magnoliopsida, Ericales, Theaceae. The record is from RefSeq and is a predicted model, not a curated record.